This is a messenger RNA of Calidris pugnax (ruff), 4824 nucleotides long. RefSeq names its product ring finger and SPRY domain containing 1 (gene RSPRY1). NCBI's taxonomy places the organism in Eukaryota, Metazoa, Chordata, Aves, Charadriiformes, Scolopacidae. Gene Ontology annotation, cellular component: cytoplasm. Gene Ontology annotation, molecular function: ubiquitin-protein transferase activity; protein binding. The record is from RefSeq and is a predicted model, not a curated record. Bases 457 to 2184 code for a protein of 575 amino acids. The transcript is spliced from 15 exons.
AGGAUCUUGAAUAUUUAUUUUUUUUGCAAUGAAUAUCCCUUGGUUUUGUGUCUGCUUUUUUCCUAGUUACCCUUCAGUUAAUUUCUUAAUACUGAACUUUUCACUGUGCUAAAAGAAGAUAACGUGCUUCAAACUACACAAGAGUCUGAGAGCUUGUUUAUAGUGCUUUUCCAGUGACCGCUGUACAUCCCGAGACUUGCUCGUCUGGCUUCCCAAAUAACGUUGUUAUGAUCUUGUCCCAAGUGGCACCAGCAAUUGCACGGUUGCCAGUUGACUCCAAUGCCGGGGGGCUUUCAUAUUUGAAAGACCUCCUUCUGGAUGACCAAUGUGUAUUUUAACCAAUUGUAUCAGAAACUAAGUCUCCAACUUCCCAUUCAUUCCAGCUGGUAGCAACGCUUAUAAUGCAAAUAAAUCACACUUCAGGAUCACAUAAACAUUACUCUUAAAACUUUCUAGAUGAUUGUAGUUGCUUUGGCUGUGUUCUAUGCUAGCAGAAGCCUUCUCCAAGGUUUACUGUUGACUCUAGAGCACCACAUUCCCCAUUUACUGGGAGCCUUGGGGGCAAGCAAUAUGGGGAACUCGUGCGUCUGCCGUGAUGACAGUGGCACAGAAGACAAUGUGGAAUCUCGGAGUCGGCAAACGGAGAACAGCAGAGUACACGUACCUGAAGCAAGAAGCCACCCAAGGGACCCUGUCCGUCCACCCAGGAGGGGUCGAGGGCCUCACGAACCAAGAAGGAAAAAACAGAAUGUGGAUGGGCUAGUACUUGAUACGCUGGCUGUAAUUCGGACGUUAGUAGAUAAUGACCAGGAGCCUCCUUAUUCAAUGAUCACGUUGCAUGAAAUGGCAGAAACAGAUGAAGGCUGGUUGGAAGUUGUCCAAUCUUUAAUUAGAGUUAUUCCAUUAGAAGAUCCCCUGGGACCAGCUGUUAUAACCCUACUACUUGAUGAAUGUCCGUUGCCAACAAAAGAUGCAUUACAAAAAUUAACUGAAAUAUUAAACUUAAGUGGAGCUGCUGCUUGCCAGGAUGCUUGUCACCCUGCCAAACACCGGAACACGACUGCGGUGCUGGGCUGCUUAGCAGAGAAGUUAGCAGGUCCUGCGAGUAUAGGCUUACUCAGCCCAGGCAUAUUAGAAUAUUUACUUCACAGCUUGAACUUCCAGUCCCAUCCGACGGUGAUGCUUUUUGCACUAAUAGCACUGGAGAAGUUUGCACAAACAAGUGAAAAUAAAAUGACAGUUUCUGAAUCACGUAUUAGCGACCAACUGAUUCUGCUGGAGAAGUGGACAGAUAAUCCAGACUAUUUAAAACGGCAGGUUGGAUUCUGUGCCCAGUGGAGUUUAGACAAUUUGUUUUUAAAAGAAGGCAGGCAGUUUACAUAUGAGAAAGUUGACUUGACCAACAUCAGGGCAAUGCUGAACAGUAACGAUGUCAGUGAAUACCUGAAGAUAUCGCCGCAUGGAUUAGAGGCUCGAUGUGAUGCCUCAUCCUUUGAGAGUGUUAGAUGUACGUUCUGCGUCGAUUCUGGAGUCUGGUACUAUGAAGUGACAGUCAUUACUUCAGGGGUGAUGCAGAUAGGAUGGGCUACCAAAGACAGCAAAUUUCUCAAUCAUGAAGGUUAUGGCAUUGGGGAUGAUGAAUACUCCUGUGCAUACGAUGGCUGCCGGCAGCUGAUUUGGUAUAAUGCCAGAAGUAAACCGCAUUCCCAUCCCUGUUGGAAAGAAGGAGACACAAUAGGAUUUCUACUAGACUUGCAAGAAAAGCAAAUGAUCUUCUAUUUAAAUGGAAACCAGCUUCCUGCUGAGAAGCAAGUAUUUUCAUCUGCUGUGUCUGGGUUUUUUGCUGCAGCGAGUUUCAUGUCCUAUCAACAAUGUGAGUUCAACUUUGGGGCAAAACCUUUCAAGUACCCACCAUCAAUGAAGUUUAGUACCUUUAAUGAUUAUGCUUUUCUGACAGCAGAAGAGAAAAUCAUUUUGCCCAGACACCGGCGCCUGGCUUUGUUGAAGCAAGUGAGUAUCCGAGAGAACUGCUGCACGCUUUGCUGCGAUGAGGUAGCAGACACAGAACUCAGGCCAUGCGGACACAGCGACCUGUGCAUGGAGUGUGCCUUGCAACUGGAGACCUGCCCUUUGUGUCGACAGGAAAUACAGACCCGAGUCAGACAGAUCUCUCACAUUUCAUGACACAUGUGGAAAAAUACCACAGACUUGUUUUUAAUUAACUCCAACCAAUACUGAAAGGGGAAAGCAUCUCUAACCAAUCUUUACGCACAUAGAACCAUAGCCACGGCCAGAUUUCAUGCUAAACUGUAAUCUGUUUAUCUUAAAAAUGAGAUCUUUAAUAAGCUAUUUCAGUUUGCCAGCGAUGGGAGCUGGUUUCACAGUAAGAAGAGCUGGUAGGUCAGUGUGCUAUGGCUGUGGGUUCCUCCAAGCAAGACCAUAGGAGAGUCUCUCUUCUUCCCCCUUUCCUUCUUGCCUGUCGCAAGUGCUGAAAAAAAUUUGCACUGGAAGUACACGUACAAUGCAUUUUAAAAGAGAAAAGAAAUAUCUCCUCAAACAUUGCAGUUCUGUCUUGUGCUUGAAAGUCUCUUUUUGGCAGAAGUCAGUACUCAAAGGAGAAUGCCGAUGUUUUCCUGUUUAAUGUAGCCUCCUGCUGGUCAGAGACUCUGUAUUUUUCCAACAGUGGAUAUAAAACUGCUCAAAGACUUGAUCUGUACACGGACUGAAAAGACAGUGUGGAGACUGUAGAGAAACUCUUAUGUUUUAAUAAUUUGGUGAUUCCAAAGAAUGUUCUGAUUUGUUUUUAAACGUUAAAAGAUCGGUGGUAUUUUCAAGUACAUAAUGUUUCUGAUGCUUUUAACUUCAGUACCCACAUUUUUUUGUGAGGAUAUAAUUUUCAGGAGGUAUUCUUAAUUAUAACGCUGGACUGGAAUUAAUUUGAUAUUCUGGGUAUUUUUUAAGGUAUCAUUGAACAUCUUUUUUAAUCAGUGUUGUUUUUGAAAGUUAUGUUCGCUUUUGAAAUAUUGAGCUAUCUUAAAAGAUUGCAGGAGAAUUUAGGGCCAGUUUAUUUAAAAAAAAAAAGUUAUUUGGAUAUCAAGUUUGGUCUUACUCUGUAACUCUUUAAAAAUUCACCUUGCUUGCCAUGUGUCAGCCCUGCUCUGAGCAGGUUUGGUGCCACACUUCAUAUUUUUGAUAGGGAUCAUACAGUGGGAAUCUCUGCUCCAGUUUAGUUACACAUUUGUGAUGUUUGUAUGUUAAGGAUGCAUUUCAGCAGGCAGCUUUUGACUGUUUACUAGGUUUCUGCAAGGAAUCAGGGUUCACAGGUGGUGUCAGUGAAGUAGCACAAAAAUUGGUGGAGUUAACGCUUAUUUUGCACCAACUGAGGAUAUAACUCGGUCUCUUCCAAGACUUCUACCGGUUGCUUUUUAAAAAUUACUAGCUAUAUAGUAGGCUAGUAGUAAAGUAGAACUUUACUAAUUCACACACCACUUACACCAAAACCAUCCCACUUCUUGGCAGUGAUUCAACAGCAGAGGCUGUUGUAGUGAAUUCUCAUCCUGUGAUGCACCUUAUUUUUAAAAUGGUUUAUUAUCCUUACUGUACUAUCAAAUGUUAACAAAGCAGAGCUGAGGCUGCUGCUUCCUGCUGAACACUCUUGCUUCCCACUGACCAAAUUGGUAUCUGAGAGCAACAGCUUUGUGCACAGGUUCCAGAAUCAAGCUCUUGGACAACUCCUUUCACCUUCUGCCUUUGCUAACUUAAGGGUGCUGAGUUUCAUCCAGAUUUAAAAAAGAAAAAAGGAAGAGUGUGUCUCUGAACCUCUGGUGUAUAAUGUGUGAAUUAAGAAAGUUCUGUCCAUCAUUUUCUUGUUGACUGUUUUUCCAAAUACAGACUGAAUCCAAAAACAGAGUGCUGGUUAGUCUUUUUGCUAUAAAUGUGAAUUCUCUUCCUCCUUGGAUGCCUGUUUUGAUUAAUGUCAGACUGGCAAGCCUGUGCCACAGGGACCUCAUUUCCUCCCUGACUCUACUUUACCAUGUUUUGCUGUAAUCCAUGUUGCCAGUCAGGACCGGGUCCCUUCCUGCUCGGUGCUGAAUGAGCUAACACCUGAACAUCAUCACUGCCACAAGGAUCUUAGAAUCUCAGAAUCACUUGAAGUUUUACAUGCUUCCAAAUGCAAUGAUAAGUCUUUAUCCCUAAGGUCCAAAGAUACUUUAGGGAAGAGGUGGGACAGACACAUUUUGAACUCUGCCUUAAUAGAUUCUAGUAACUUCAGGGCUUUGGUUUCCCUGGCCAGAAUUAACUGAGGUAAAAUUUUCAGAAGUGCCUAGGACUCCUGAUUCGUAUCAACUGCUGUAUUGAGAUUAAGCUCUUAAGGUCCAGGUCCAUGUCCACAAAGGCUUCUAGAUAUCUGGUGUCCCCUUAAAAUGGAGGUGACCUAGGCCUUUGUGGACACAGGACUAGGUGCCUGCGUUCUUUGUUUAAAAGAUAAGAAUGCUUUGGAAAAUUUUGCCCCAGACUGUCUUCCAUGCAGCUGGUGCUGGGCUGAGAAAGGCCAGUGGCACCCGAGGAAGGAGCUGUGUUGUAGAGAACUGUCCUGUUCAUUUCAUGAGUGAAAGACUGUACUAAUUGGACUGGCUUUCUGCUGAAAUCCACGGUCAUUGUAAAGCUCAAUCCUCUGUGACCGCUGCAGUGCCCACCUCAGUCCUUGCACGCCCUGAAGGCUCUGGGGCUGGGUCGGGGAGAUGGUGGAUCUGCAGGACCUCGGAAGGCAAAAUGAGUUGUAGCGAAGCUGUCCAUUCAACAAUAAAAACAUCUUGAAGGCUA